Messenger RNA from Colius striatus (speckled mousebird), 571 nucleotides. RefSeq names its product proteasome assembly chaperone 4 (gene PSMG4). The record is from RefSeq and is a predicted model, not a curated record. Gene Ontology annotation, biological process: proteasome assembly. The transcript is spliced from 3 exons. Lineage: Eukaryota; Metazoa; Chordata; Aves; Coliiformes; Coliidae. The coding region runs from base 67 to 435 and encodes 122 amino acids.
GUCCGGGGCCGCCCGCUCGGGCCUGGCGCGCUGAGGCCGCGCCGUGCCGCGCCGGGAGAAGGGCCGAUGGAGGCGGCGGGCGGCGGAGCGGGCGGCAUCGCCCUGCAUGACUUCAGCGGGCGGCUGGGCGAGCAGCAGGUUCACUUCCACGCCAUGCGGCUGCGGGACUCGCUGUUCCUGUGGGUGGGCGCCGCGCCCGCGCUCGCCAGCCUGGCCGUGGCCAUGUGCAGCCCCCACGACAGCGUCCCGGUGGCCGCCUCGCUCCUGGGGGACCCCUCCGACACCGCCUCCGCCUGCCUGGCCCGACGCUUGGCCAGCAAGACCAAGAAACAGGUAUUUGUCAGCUACAAUCUUCAAAACACAGACAGCAGUUUCACCUUGCUCAUAGAAAACAGGAUUAAAGAAGAAAUGAUGGCUUUUCCAGAGAAGUUCUGAGUCUGCAUCGCUGUAACAUAAGAUGGUUUUUUUAGACAAACUGAUCGCAGUUUACUUACUGGCCUUAAGUUUCAGGUUUGUUUUUGUAUUAUUUUGAUUGGAUUUGCAGUUGUUAUUAAAUAGAGGUCGACAUAAA